AUGAACAUUGAAGAGACACAGAAAGAGAAAAAAGAAGGCCAGAUUGGGAGGCAGAACUCAAUAUAUGUUGGAGACAUCCCGACUAGCACAACUGAAUCAGAUCUAUUUCAGAUAUUCUCAAAAGUAGGCCAGAUAUAUACAGUAAUUAUUCCAAGAAAGGAGUUAUCAAUAGUAAAAGACAAGUGCUAUGCAUAUGUCACAUUCUUUGAUGAGGCAUCUGUUCCUACAGCAAUAGAGACAUUUAACUUUUACGAGCUCAAUGGGUCUCAGAUCCGGGUUAUGCCACUGGAUAAAGAAAGUGUGGUGAACAACCGAGAGGGAAACAUAGUGAUAAAAAAUCUGCCAAAAGAGACAGACAACCAGACACUUUAUGAUACAUUUAUCAUAUUUGGGCCUAUUGUGAGCUGCAAAGUGGUUAAGAAUAGUUUGUCAGAGUGCAGCGGAAUAGGAUACAUACAGUAUAAAGACCCAAAGAUUGCAGAGGUAGCAAUACAGAUGAUAAACAAGAUUAUGCUAAAUGGGAAGAAGCUUUGUGCAGUGCAGUGCGUCCCAAAUGAUAAAAGAGAAAAAAAGAGAGAGAAUGUGGAAAAGAUAUUUACAAACAUCUACAUGAAGAACUUCCCAAAGGGAGUAGAAGAGGAGGAGCUCAAAAAGAAGUUGGAGGAGUAUGGUGAGCUUACUUCAUUCUUUGUGCCGCGUACAGAGACAGGAGAGAUGCGCGGAUUUGCAUUUGCUAAUUAUAAAACACAUGAGAUGGCAGAGGCAGCAAUUCUAGGACUGCACGACAAGCCUUUCUUUGGCGGAAACUCAGGAGAAGGAGAAAAUCUUUAUGUUCAGCGGGCCAAGCUGAAGAGCGAGAGAGUCGAGGAGACAGCUGGAUACUUUGCAAACCCCCCAGAGCAGGAAGUCAGAAGAAACAUCUACAUUACAAACCUUCCAGGGGAUCUGAACGAAGAAGACGUGGUAAAGUACUUCAGCAAGUACGGGCCAAUAAACACGUACAAGCUGGGAACAGAUACGAAAAACAACAGAUCAUACGGAUAUGUGUUCUAUCAGAAGGCAGAGGAUGCAGCAAAGGCAGUUGAGCUGGCAAACAAGAGCGAGUACUGCGGGCAACCACUGGGCGUAGCAUUCUUCAAGUGCAAGAAGCUGAGAGAGCUAGGAAAGGUAACAAAUAAUAUUUAUAGUACUGCAGGAGGAAACAGUUCAUAUGACAUGUCCGGUGCCAAGGGAAAGAAGAAGAUGCACACGCCAGCUUCUGCAAAGGAGGGCAGCUGCACAGCUGGGUAUGAACUAUACACGCUUAUCCUAUCUUUGGCCCCAAACUACACAGAGAAGAUUGCUCAGGCUGGAUUCGCAAAUGAAGAAGAGUUUGCAAAGAAGAUUACUGGAAUGAUCUUGGAGUUGGAUGCAGAAGAAGUCAAGCGAGCGGCUGUUUUAGGGAAUGUUUUAUCAAACUAUGUGGAAGAGUCUCUAGAGGAGAUUAUUAUGCAUCGAAGAAAAGAUGAGUCGGCAGAGAAGAAGGCUGUAGCCAUAGAAUAA
Messenger RNA from Nematocida ausubeli, 1542 nucleotides. RefSeq lists its product as uncharacterized. The transcript has a single exon. Bases 1 to 1542 code for a protein of 513 amino acids. Gene Ontology annotation, cellular component: ribonucleoprotein complex; nucleus; cytosol. The record is from RefSeq and is a predicted model, not a curated record. NCBI's taxonomy places the organism in Eukaryota, Fungi, Microsporidia. Gene Ontology annotation, molecular function: poly(U) RNA binding; poly(A) binding; mRNA 3'-UTR binding.